This is a messenger RNA of Alnus glutinosa, 822 nucleotides long. Its product is annotated as microtubule-destabilizing protein 60. Gene Ontology annotation, cellular component: mitotic spindle; nuclear microtubule. NCBI's taxonomy places the organism in Eukaryota, Viridiplantae, Streptophyta, Magnoliopsida, Fagales, Betulaceae. The record is from RefSeq and is a predicted model, not a curated record. Gene Ontology annotation, molecular function: microtubule binding; protein kinase activator activity. The transcript has 7 exons. Bases 9 to 527 code for a protein of 172 amino acids. Gene Ontology annotation, biological process: regulation of mitotic spindle organization; mitotic spindle assembly; activation of protein kinase activity.
GCCUUAACAUGGAGAAGACACACACCAAAACCGCACUCAAGUUUGUGAAGGCUAGUUCACAAUCUGCAGUCUCGUGGAGCUCUACUUCCAGUGGAAUGACAAAAGACGAACUCAAAGACAGGCUCUUUGGAAAAUCUAAGGCUUCUCAAAAGCCUCUUGCAAAAGAGAACACCAAGCCACAAGAAAUCAAGCUUCGUACUCAAGAAAGAGCCAUCAAGCGCGCAAUGUUCAACUACGAGGUUUCAACCAAGUUGUAUAUCAUAGAGCAACAGAAAAAACAAGCAGAGAAGUUGCAGAAGAUGAUAGAAGAGGAAGAGAUUCGUUUGCUAAGAAAGGAGAUGAUUCCAAGAGCUCAAUUGAUGCCUUUCUUCGAUAGACCCUUCUUUCCACAAAGAUCAAGCAGGCCCUUGACAGUUCCUAGAGAACCAAGAAGUUUCCGCAUCAUGAGCGGCAAGUGCGGAACCCGCAUCUCUUCCAGUGGAUUCUAUGAUUUUCAAGGGAGUCAAGGUCUGAAGCCCAUCAGAUAAAAACCAUGCAUAUAUAUAGCUACGGAAAAAGCUUCUCAAACCUACUCCUCAUGCUUCUUCAUGCAUGCUACUACAAUCUAGUCGUAGAAAACUUCUACUUUACGUGAUCCGUAGUUGUGAUAUGGUACAUCGAUCGUUUAUAUAUAGAGAGUCAUUAGUGAUAAUUUCUUUAGUUUUUCUUUUUCUUCCUUUUUCUUUCUUUUGUGGGUACGUGUUGUUUCUAUGGGAGGAGACGGCUUUUCCUUGGACAGAAUAAAGUAACUAGUCUUUUGACUUGUCAUCCCUUUCCUUAUUA